Aspergillus nidulans FGSC A4 is the source of this 1518-nucleotide messenger RNA. Its product is annotated as cytochrome P450. Lineage: Eukaryota; Fungi; Ascomycota; Eurotiomycetes; Eurotiales; Aspergillaceae. Gene Ontology annotation, biological process: sterigmatocystin biosynthetic process. Gene Ontology annotation, molecular function: monooxygenase activity; oxidoreductase activity, acting on paired donors, with incorporation or reduction of molecular oxygen; iron ion binding. The record is from RefSeq and is a predicted model, not a curated record. The transcript is spliced from 3 exons. The coding region runs from base 1 to 1518 and encodes 505 amino acids.
AUGGGUGUCUACCUAUUCUCCUCUAGCCUGUGGGCAACACUCCUGCUCGCCAUUUUGAUUUAUCGCCUUGUUCGGAUUACCUACAAUCUUUAUUUCCAUCCGUUAUCUGGCAUUCCCGGGCCCAGCGCGUGGGCUGCAUCUCGUCUUCCGUUCGUUUACGCGCUGAUCAGGGGUACCAUCAUCCAGGACUUCCAAAAGCUUCACGAGCAGUACGGUCCCAUUAUCAGAAUUGCUCCAAAUGAAGUGACAUUUGCCCACCCGGAAGCCUACACCGAUAUCUUUCAGCCUCGCCCCGAAAAGAGUCAGGGCCAAUUCCUCAAAGAUCCGCUGUGGUGGGCGCGUCAACCUGGGCAUCCGGAUUCGUUACUCAGCGUUAUUAACCCAGAAAGACAUGCGCAGAUGCGGCGCGUCCUAAGUCCAGGGUUCACAGCCCGCGCUCUCCGCAAACAAGAACCGUUUGUUCAGAAAUAUGUCAAUCUGCUUGUAGCGCAGCUGCAGGACCUUGUCAGCAAAAGUCCAAGCGCCCACAUCAACAUGACACCGUGGUUCAACUACACUACUUUCGACAUCUUUGGGGAUCUCGGUUUUGGCGAGUCCUUUGACUGUCUUCAGCACUCAAGAUACCAUCCAUGGAUUGCCUUACUAUUCGACAGUGUCAAGGCCGCCGGCUUCGUUAUUGCCACGCGGUAUUAUCCGCUGAUUGAAGCCGUUCUACUCAAGUGUGUUCCACCUUCAAUGCGAAAAAUCCAACGAGAUCACUAUCAGCAGAUCGUCGACAAAGUCCAGCGCCGACUGGGCUGGGAACUGCAGCGCCCCGAUUUCAUGUCUUACGUUAUUGACGAGAGGGGUGGUCUUCGACUUGAUGCAGGUGAGCUUUACGCUACCUUUAUGAUUUUGACCACAGCAGGCAGUGAGACAACAGCAACAGCAUUAACUGGGACCCUAAACUACUUGGUAAAUCAUAGCCCCGAAAGUCUUCAACGACUCGAGAAUGAGAUUAGAGGUGCUUUUUCCGGCCUGGACGCGAUCACGCUUGAUGCAGUGCGCAAUUUGCCCUUCCUCAAUGCAGUCAUACAGGAGGGACUCCGACUAUGUCCACCAAUUCCAUGGGUAUUGCCCCGCCUCGUCCCUCAAGGAGGCAGUAUGAUAUGCGGUACAUGGCUGCCAGGUGGGACCCCAGUGUCAAUCCAAGCAUACACCCUCAAUCGUGACCCAACCCUCUUUAACCGAGCCACCUCAUUUCUUCCAGAGCGAUGGCUGGCGUCUUCCACGUCCGACUCCAGUUCUUGCUUUUUCAAUGAUCAGCGCCAGGUCGUCCAGCCUUUCAGCACCGGGCCCCGUGCAUGUCUCGGCCAGCACCUGGCGUGGGCCGAAAUGCGGCUGAUACUUGCCAAAUUGGUCUGGGUGUUUGACUUUGGGGCGAUUGAUGGCCAGGGUGUCAAUUGGGAGGACCUGCGGACGUAUCUGCUUGUUGAGAGGAAGCCAAUCAACGUGCGUAUCAGCUCUCGCACGGUCUGA